This is a messenger RNA of Amoebophrya sp. A25, 6319 nucleotides long. Lineage: Eukaryota; Dinophyceae; Syndiniales; Amoebophryaceae. The record is from the annotation of a GenBank genome assembly.
AGCCACUUUUAUUUCCUUGAUGCAUCCUAAUUUUUACCCGCCUUCUCCAAUGCAACAUUCAUUGAAUGAUUCCUUCGUAGUUUUUUAUGGUGAAGUGUAAUUCGAUAAUUAGAAUUGAUCCAUUAAUUUUGAUUUCUGAUCACUCUUCCCAUUGAUUUGAAAUUCGUUGAGAGUAUUUUUUUUUAGGAAACCGAAAAUUUCUUUCUUUUUGGGCAUUUUCAUCGUACUACUUAGUCUUUUAGAUACCCUAGGCAUAGAUUGAACAACGAAGACAUCAAUUAUACCGACAGAUGAGUACGCGACAACAAUCCGGUCGCGGUCGCGGCUCUGCUCCCCAAUCAGGACGAGCAGGCCAGCCGAUUAGCCAGGAAACUAUCGAGCCCUCUAGUCAAACGGGAGCAGAAGACCCGUAUCGCCAACUCGGAAACCUCUCCCCAGCUGCUGCGCAACGUAAUGUCGAGGCCGUCCGAGAACAAAAAGGCGGCAAAGGUGGGGUCGCGUCAACGACGUUUCUCAAGUCUGGGUCCGAUAAAAAGAAGAGUACCAUGAAAAGUGUGAGUGGGGAUCGCGACUCUUCGCCUUCUCCUGCUUCCGCGAGUGGCGGUUCUCGUUUUUAUUUCUUCACAGAAGGACAGCUGUGGAUCUUGAGGUUGUCCGCUUUCGCAGUGCUCAUGCUCUUGCACUUUGUGGCUCAGUAUACCUUGAUGCGAGAGUCGGAUGAGGCAAGGGUGGUUACAGCCGCACGCUCAGGCACCUCUACCAUGACGAAUAUUUUGAAAUCCAUUGCAGACCGAAAGGGCAUCCCUGAUGCUUAUGUGCAGUAUACGCACAUCGGUGGCGCCUGGAAGAUCGAGCAGGAGAGCAAUGUCAAUGCUGUUGUCAAAGACGCUGAGUCCCAUGGGGAACAAGAAGUGCUUCACAUGAGGUUUCCCUCGAAGCAAAUCGAACAAGGUUGUACUUUGCAUCCGUUGGGCAAGAAUACGCAUUUGGCGGCUCCGAAAGGUAAGCCUGGACUCGUGCUUCAGAAAAAACUUGCUCCUUCCGGAUCGAAUGCCGAAGUAACACUCUGGAGUCCGCCAUCAAUGGUUAGUACGAGGAAUAUCGGAACCCAAACUGCCGGGACUCAAACUGCGGAUAUGGGAACUCAAACCGGAGCUACGCAAACAGCAUCUAUUGGAACUCAAACCUCCUCCUCUUCCUUUGGUGAGACAUCCUCUUCCUUUGGUGCAACAAUUAUGAGCGUCGUUGUGGAUGCUAAUGGCGAAGUACUAGACUUUGAUGGAGAUGAACAUGAGCAUCGAGUUCUUGAGCAAGAGCUAGUACAACAUCAAGAUACUUUUCUUGAACAACAACCUGGCUCUUCAACUCAUCAUCCUGCACAACCGAAGGUAGAACAACCAUCCCUCGUGGCACCACCGAAGAUGACAGAACACCAGCAAGAACAUGUGGAAGUUGUGUCGCAUCGCACACCUUACAAUUUGAACCCGGCAAUUCGUGGUCGUACUUACAUCGCCUCUGUCCCGGUUGGCGCGGGACCGUUCACGGCUGAUCUCCUUGGAAAGCUGUUCUCCAGUAUGUUUUUCGCUCUGCUGUUAGUGGACUUUUUCUGCCGCAAGGACGCGGCUGAUGACACCACUUGGGAGUCUAUGGUCGCUUCUAGAGAAGAUAGCCUCCAAUCCUACCGAAAGGACGUCGCGCCUGCGGAAAAGCAGCAGUCACGCAAGACUGUUACGGACGAUCGAUUGCCAAGUAACUUGAGUUGGUACAGUUUGCUGUCGAAGUCGCCGUUUAUGCGCCACCAUGUGAGGAAUUCCGUUACUUCAUUUAGUCACCGGUUUUCCCACAUCACCCGGUUGACGAUCCUCGCUUGCGCGCACAUGCUGUUCUUCACUCAGCCAUUGCAGGACUACAAGAACAAUGGGGAGAUGAUUGACGUCACAGCGUUCUGGAACGCGAGGGAUUACUGGGUAGGAUGGGGAGGGAUUGCGUUGAACUUGCUGAUGGUGUCGGUCAUGUGCUGGUCAGGGAGAAUGCAAUUGUACUUGGUCGGGAGUCAGAUCGUUGUCGUCCGGCCUCUGUACCUUCUGUUGAUCUACGCUGUGAGCACGCGAUACGGUAUAGAACUUCAAGUUUUUUACUAACUUGAUGAUGGAGAUCGAGUAUAGGACUUAAACUUGUUCAUCUCAACAUCCUUGGUUUUAGUUCUGGUUUAUGCCUUCUCGUCGAGGAUCAGAUGAUCAAGAAGCAUAAUUUCCUCUCCUCCUAGAUCUUUUUCCAUAUUCUUCUGACAUCAUAGUUUGAACAAACCUCAACUCGACUACACUGAAAAAUCACCUACAGAUUUGGAAGCUGCCGUUCUAGCUGGCAAGGGCCGAGACGACGUACUCCAGAUGCAGACGGACAGACGGGCUCUCCUCUGGGCCGUUUAUUACGGUCUACCAGUCCUGAUGGGAUGCGUCAAUGCGUUCAUCUUUCGAGUGUCGUGGAUGCGCAUUCCUGCGGCACCAAGAAUUGUUGACGCCAAAGAUGGUGGUUCUCCGGAAACGUUUUCCUUGUAUUCUGCGUCUCAACAGGGUGGUGGAGGUUCUUCAGCUGCUGCAUCGGGCUCCAAUAUGGGUUCGGGCUAUUCAGGCGGCAGGCCGACGUUUAUCAUGCGUCCAGGCAGUGCGGAUGGCGUUCCUUCUCCGAUGACGAGUCAAACACCGUACUUGCGGGAAACGCAGACUACAAAUGGGUCCCCAAGUGUGGGACCAGCAACAGCACCCUCCACCAUGACACGUGCCAGCUCUGGUCUCAGACGAGGACUGCUCUUCAUUCUUCCCGGUUUGUUACUCAAUUUGACUGUGAGUCUGGUUUUGACUUUGCUUGGAUCGAAUAAGAGCAACUACUUCGCAACUGUUUACGGCAAGGCGACCUACUUGAAUCCGAAUCCAGCAGUUUAUUUGGUGGAUAACGCGUGGGAUGGAGGAUCGACGGGAGCAAGAGCACGAAUCUUUGCUGAGGAUGUUCCAAACUAUGGAGAUGUUUUCGAUGGGAAUUUUGCGCAGGUACACGACUCAACUACAGAAUUCGCUUAAAAGAACGAGAGCCUAGUUCAUUCUUCCUAAUUCUUGUUCAUCUUGUUGUUGUUAGUGAGUAGAAUCUUUUUCCUUUUCAUGAGAUCAUAAAUGGCCAUCAAGAGUAAGAAUAAGUGUAAUUUUAUAGCGGGCAAGGUCUUACAGCUACACCGGAAUGAAGCCGCGCAUAGAUAUGAUAGUCUCUUUACGACCACGACCACCCUCCAUACUCUUUAUCCCACUGGCAACCAGGUUUCGCCCAAAUACGUGUCCGUUACUGCUUGGUGGCAGCGCAUGGGUGCUGCCCAGACUAAAGUCGACCAAUUCGAGGCUUUCCUUUACCUGUCUCAAGGCUUCAUGUUGGAGAUUUUGCUCUUUCUGGUGAUUAUCAUUUCCCAUCUCCUGGGUGCUGAGUACAUGUGUUGGGUCAUGAACGGGGCAAAUGCGCUGAAACAAGGACCGGAGCGACGAACUGGAGCUCCUGGAGGAGAGUACGGGGAUGAAGCUGAAGACUUGUUAUCGGAAAUGCCACUUUUGUCGCAAGCGCCGGAAGGUACUCACUUAUAUAAUGCUGGAAUUUUCAGAAAAUCUUCGGUCGUGCUGAAUAAUUAUAUGGAACAGAGUCGUACGGGUACAACAAGUUGUUUUCAUCUUAGUGUUACAUCCAGUACUACACAGUUUCUUUGAAAAAUAAUUUGACAAGAAUUUUCCCAUGAUUUCCUUUCCCCACCGGUUAAUACAGGGACACGCGCUGAGGGUUCCGCCUGGCGUGGUCAAGCAUCCGGUCGCAUCCAAAUCGGCGACGACGAUGGGUCCAAUAGCCAAUACAACGCUCUUCUCGAACCAGAAGAAAGCUUUAGAGAGACGCAUGCUUUCGAAGCGCAAACUUUGGCAGGCACCAGCAUGAAACCUGGCGCUCUGUUGUUUUCUUUUGCGGGUAAUGCGGACGCGGCCUCUAGUUUGGAUGCGUCGACUUUGGGAGCAAGCAGAGACUCAGAAGUAAACAAACCAGCAGGGCUGGCGACUAACGAGUAUGGAGAUUCGACUCAUCAAGAAAUACGAAAUCUCCCAUCUUACUUCAAAAAUGGAAGGUUGAUGGAUAGCACGGCGAGCGAAGGGUGCCUACUUUCUUCUAUUCAUUGUGAUUGAUGGAGGUCAAGUUCAGUUCUACGUUAGCAUGAUUCGUUGUAAUUCUUGUUCUUCUUGCACCCUUCGUCUUCCUUCUCUAUUCUCCUUCUCGCAACCUCUACAGCCCCCUUCCCGCUGCUAUUGGAAGUGACAAUUUCGCUGGUCUGGCUGGUCGAGAUCGUGGCAGCGUUGUCCCAGAAGGCAUGGGCAACCAGAUCAUGGAGGAUGAUCCAGCAGCUAGUGCUUGGAACCAUAGUCUGUUCUUUUACAUGGCGUUGUUAGGAGGUUCGCAGAUUCGAGUGUUAGUGUCCUUCGGAUUGUUUGCGCCGUUUAUGUUCAAGACCGUCAAUUUCGACCUGGACCUGUGCGAUUACAUUGCGGGAUUCUCGAAUAUGAUUGUACUACACCUUCUUGAUGCUAAUGCUUUUGCUCUUAUAAUAUCAUAAUUCAAAUACAAAUUGUUUGAACUUUUUUUCAUCUCGUAGUAGUCGAACGAUCAUUGUGAUGCAAGUGCCACUAUAUUAGCUCACUAUAUAAUCUGUGUCCAUUGUUUUCAGAACCUUGUCUGCAACUCCAAAAAAAUCACAAAACAGCUCGUUUUUCUGGUUCUGGAACUCGCUAUUGCGGCUUCGUUUUUCAUGACUUCAAAGACUUUGCACGCCAUGCGCACGAACGCUCGCUUGUUUGAGUUGCCCUCUGCGUACUACAAGGUGACGAUUGCAGUUUUUUUCAUUCUGAUCGCCAUCUACGGAACCAUGGGAUUCGUCAGCCUCACCUAUCCUAUAGCGGGAGUGUCACAACGGCAUGCUGGAACCAACACGGAGCCUGCUCCUGUGAUGACGAGUACUGGAACUGGUACUAGUUCCGGUACUGCAGCAGCGUCAACAUCGACUAGUGCAUUUGUGGAGCUUCAGAAGUACUCAUCCUCUUCCUCCACUUCUUCUCGAACGUCCAACACUAUGAAGAAGUCAAUUGGUCAACAUGAAAUGGAGGUUCCUGUUGCGAGAGAAGAUGUUGUUGACUCUCAAGAAGACUGGUGGUCGGUUCGAGAUCUUCAAGCGCAAGUAGAAGAGGCGCCAUCUACUAGUACCUUGCUUCAGACGUCAAAAACGAAGAUGGCUCGUCACCAGCAGCAGAAGAAACAUCUUCAAUUGCAACUUGUAUCUCAGAAACAGAAUGCCAUUCGUCUCGUGCGUCCAAGUUCUCCUACUACAAAAGGAGCUCUUGCUGCAAGCAACAAGGCCGGCGUUCAACACCGCACCACAGCCGAAGCGGUCAAACACGCACUGAAAAACUACUAUGGACCGGCUAUGAUCGAUAUGGGUAUUGGUUUUCGAUGGGCAUUUAUGACGGCUGGUGGGGAGAUCCUCUUUUCUCCUGCUCAAGUUUUGCUGUGGCUGUUCGGGAUUGCAGGACCAGCGAUCCUGCUUUUUGCCUAUUUCUGGUACAUGACCAUUGGAGCAGUGGUGUCUAGGGAGUACAAGGAUCACAGCUACACAGGCUUCAGAUGCGGACCGUGCUGCACCUCUCGGGAAAAGAAGGGCUGCUUUCACUCUAGGACUCUGAGGUGCGGCAGAGGCGACACUGCUGAAAGCAGUGAAGAGGAGUAGGGGAACUACUAGUCGCAUGGUCAGAAGGUAGAUCAAGCUGCGGUGGAGAUGAGCGACAACUCGUUGUACCUUACGGAGAUGAUCAUGGAGAAUACGGACGAGCAUGGGGCGAUAGAAAAUUAGAUUUUAGAGAUUUUCUUUUCUAAGAAAGUGCUACAGUUACAACCACUUAGGAAUAGAAAGAAUCCAAGAAGUAGCUAAUACGAGGAACAAUUUGGAAGUCGAUUGGAAAAUGAAAAGCAUUACGGUUUAAGAUUGUAACUAAAUGGUAAAAUGAUUCCUUCUAACAUAAAAAAAUGACAUUCAUUCAACAGAAAAGAAAACAACACUUGAACUAUUCGCAAAAUAGGACGUUGAACUUGGAAUGUAAAACACAGCAAUACUAGAUAGUAGAUAUUAUCUGAAAUUACACAGGACCACCAACAGGUCACCCACAUGAAUAAGAAGUACUAUUGAACAUUUUAGAAAUAUAACAAACAUGAAGAGACCAACCGCGCUGGAAAUUGGAUUAGUACCGGAAGUUGG